GCGUGACAGCACGCGCUACCCAGCAUGCGCCGCGGCGUGAGGCUCUGCCACAGCCAAGAUGACCGACUUUGAGGAGCCGCUUUCAGACGAUGAGAAGAUCCGCAUUGCUGCUAACUUUGUGACCCACGCUCCCCCUGGAGAAUUCAAUGAAGUUUUCAAUGAUGUGCGUCUUCUCCUUAACAAUGACAACCUACUUCGGGAGGGGGCAGCACAUGCCUUUGCUCAGUAUAACAUGGAUCAGUUCACUCCUGUCAAACUGGAUGGGAGUGAUGAGGCGGUUCUGAUCACUGAGCAUGGAGAUCUGGGUCAGGGGCGGUUCUUCGACCCACGGAAGCGGGUGUCAUUCCGUUUUGAUCACCUGCGAAAGGAAGCAAGUGAUUCUCAGCCCUAUGAGGGAGAGACUGCGCUCCGGCCCUGGAGAGACGCCUGCGAUGAAGCCCUCAGUGCUUACGUGAAGGAGCACUAUCCCACUGGAGUCUGCACGGUGUAUGGGAAGACUGUUGAUGGUCAAAAAACAAUUAUUGCUUGUAUUGAGGGUCAUCAGUUCCAGCCCAAGAACUUUUGGAAUGGUCGAUGCAGGUCAGAGUGGAAAUUCAUCAUAAGUCAGUCAUCAGCUCAGGUGAUGGGAGUAUUGAAGAUCCAGGUGCAUUAUUAUGAAGAUGGUAAUGUGCAGCUGGUGAGCCAUAAGGAGGUGGAGGAAUCCAUUGUAGUGAAUAAUGAAACCCAGACUGCCAAGGAAUUUGUAAAAAUCAUUGAAAAUGCUGAAAAUGAUUAUCAGACGGCCAUCAGCGAGAAUUACCAGACGAUGUCAGAUACCACCUUCAAAGCUCUUCGCAGACAGCUGCCCGUCACUCGCACCAAGAUUGACUGGAACAAGAUCCUCAGCUACAAGAUCGGCAAAGAGAUGCAGAAUGCUUAGAACCGACCUGGUUCCUCUUCCUUCUGGUGAAUGUGCAGAGCCAGCUUUCGGAACACAACAUGCCAUUUGCUCAGCCGAAGAAGUCUCCCAAAAAAUGUAAAGUAAAAAAAAACUUUUUUCUGUUUAAAAGAGGAUGGGAAUCCAUUCAACUUUCUGUCAUAAAUGGACUUUGGUGGGUCUCAGCUGUUGGAAGAGGUUCAAAUGAGAACUUUGGAGUUUUGGAUCUAAAUGAUCUACAAAUUGCUCUUUUCUCUCAUUAAUACCCACCAGUCACUCAAAAAGAGUUUGUAUUGUUUUGUUUUUUUUUGUCUUUUUAUGUUAACUGUGACAGCUGCAAUGCUUGUGCAAAUGUUUUUGUGUGUGUGUGUGUGUGAUUUAAAACAGUGAAUAAGUAAUGCCUCACUCUCUGUAUCUCCAAACCCCAAUCAGACAACCCCACUUUCGUCUUCCUUCAAUCUCUGAUUUUCUGUCACACUGCUUUCACAUCAACCGUAGUCUUGUUUGUCUUACUGUUCCAUCAAAAAAUCCUCUGUAAAAUACACCCUUAAUGAAUCCAUAAUGUAAGACUGGCAAAUGAUCUGUCUCUUAUAACUUGGCUGUAUUUUUUAUUUUCAGAUUUUAAAACAUGCAAAAGUAAACAUCUACUCAAGAGUAAAUUAA
Messenger RNA from Xyrauchen texanus (razorback sucker), 1579 nucleotides. Its product is annotated as F-actin-capping protein subunit alpha-1-like. Gene Ontology annotation, cellular component: actin cortical patch; F-actin capping protein complex. The transcript is spliced from 10 exons. Bases 59 to 919 code for a protein of 286 amino acids. Gene Ontology annotation, biological process: barbed-end actin filament capping; actin cytoskeleton organization. NCBI's taxonomy places the organism in Eukaryota, Metazoa, Chordata, Actinopteri, Cypriniformes, Catostomidae. The record is from RefSeq and is a predicted model, not a curated record. Gene Ontology annotation, molecular function: actin filament binding.